Molecule: messenger RNA, 2106 nt
Organism: Sordaria macrospora k-hell
Lineage: Eukaryota; Fungi; Ascomycota; Sordariomycetes; Sordariales; Sordariaceae
Biological process (GO): meiotic recombination checkpoint signaling; protein phosphorylation
Cellular component (GO): cytoplasm; nucleus
Molecular function (GO): protein serine/threonine kinase activity; protein binding; ATP binding
Source: RefSeq, a predicted model, not a curated record
AUGGCUCCCCGAGCUGAAGGCAGCAGCACUCUUAAGAGAGCUCGCGGUUCUGCCGACGACAAUGAUUCCUUCAAGAAACCCCGUCGCUCCGAGCGCCUCUCCUCCCAGCGCAUCGAAGACAGCGCCGAACCCAAGCAAAAGACACCCGUCAACAAGACCAAACAGCUUCCCUCGCCAGUCACCCACGACACCGAUGACUACCAACAAGAUGCCAAAGAGGCCACGGCUACCCCACCAGCUGGCCGCCCAAUCCAGCUGUCGCAAACCCACCCAGAGUCCCAAUACUCCCAGUCGCAAGUACUUGGCUCCCCGCCCAACGACACGCAAGCCUUCAGCCAGUUACCCGAUAUCGACAGGCCAUUGUCGGACGAUGUUGAGGAUGAAGUCAAGGAGGGAGUUUGGGGCUACCUGUUCCCCUUGGACCAUAGGCACGGCGGUCAGUGCGUCGUCUUGAGGCGGAGGGCCGCUUGCCCUCUUCCGGAUACAGUCGAACAAGCGGUUGGCUCUAAGAGAGGCAAGCGCGGUCAGAAGGCGUUGAUCAAGGAGGAGCACGAGUUGGACAAGACCAAGGUCAAGGGGCUUCCAUCCGGUGGCUAUUUGAUCGGAAGACACCCGGAAUGCGACAUCCAAAUAGAGGAUCCCAUCGUUUCGAACCGACACUGCAUUAUCUUCACGGAGAACAAGGGCAACGAUACCGUGGCCGUAUUGGAAGAUCUGUCGAGCAACGGCACAUUUGUCAACGACGCAAUAGUGGGGCGCAAUCGAAACAGAGAGCUCCACGAGCUAGACGAGAUCGCCAUUCUUGACCAGGCCCGCUUCAUCUUCCGAUACCCAAAGAGCCGACACACCAGCGCAUUCAAGCAGCAGUACACCAUGCUUCAGAAGUUGGGCAAGGGUCACUUCGCCGAGGUAUACUUGUGUGUGGAGAAGUCGACGGGCAACCAGUAUGCCGUCAAGGUCUUCUCCAGGACCCCUGGCCUCGAGGAGAGGUCCAAGAACGAAGGGCUUCAGCAGGAAAUCGCCGUGCUGAUGGGGGUUAGUCACCCCAACGUCUUGUGUCUCAAAGAUACCUUCAAUGAGCCCAACGCCGUUUACCUAGUUCUUGAGCUGGCGCCAGGAGGUGAACUCUUCAACUACAUUGUUAAGAAGACCAAGCUGUCCGAGAAUGAGGCUCGCAAGUUGUUUACCCAGCUUUUUCAGGGUGUCAAGUACUUGCAUGAUCGCAACAUUGUCCACCGUGACAUUAAACCCGAGAACAUCUUGCUAGUUGAUGAUGACCUGCAUGUCAAGCUGGCGGAUUUCGGUCUUGCCAAGAUCAUUGGCGAAGAGUCCUUCACCACCACGCUAUGCGGCACACCCAGUUAUGUCGCACCAGAAAUCCUCACCGACACUCAUCAUCGCAAGUACACCAAGGCCGUUGAUAUUUGGUCUCUUGGUGUAGUGCUGUACAUUUGCUUGUGCGGCUUCCCACCCUUCUCGGAUGAACUCACCUCUCCCGACUUCCCUUAUUCUCUUUCGGAUCAGAUCAGGCAAGGCAAAUUCGACUAUCCAUCGCCUUACUGGGACCCUGUGGAUGACCUAGCCCUUGACCUAAUUGAUUCGAUGCUCGUCGUUGACCCCGAGAAGCGCUUCACCAUCGACGAAUGCCUGGCUCACCCCUGGAUGACCGACAAGAAACCUGGCGUCAAUGAUAGUACCAACGGCCUCGUUCACGGCAUUGCCGGUCUCGAUGUCACCAGGCGCGGUGUCCUCCGCGAGCGCACCCUCCUUAGCUCGAUCAACACAGUCCAGGUCGCCGACAGGAUCCCACUUGGCGAGAACAAGCCUGAGCUGAAGGUUUACAAGAAGAAUCCCACGGUAGCAGUCGAUGGGCCCAGUCAGCGUGAAUUUGUUGGCGCACAAGCAGGACCUUCCCACCAGAAGGAGACCAAGCCCGACGACAACAGAGAUCCGAAUGAGUUUAUGAAGAUGGGCGGUAAAGGUGAUGAGGUACUCUUCGCGGAGGACCCGAAGAGUAACUACCCUACCGCCAGCGAGGACGCAAAGGACAUUGUUGAGUCGGCGAAGACGGACGGCAAGGGAAAGGGUAAGGGUAAGAAGAAAUAA